AUGUUGAAGAUUUAUUCAACAGCAUGCUUCCAAGUUGACAACGAAUGUAAAAAACUUCAACCACAUGGUCUUCAAAGUAUCAUUGCUCAGAGCCGAGACUAUGAGAAACUUAAAACUGUUUGGGAAGGAUGGAGAAAUGUUUCUGGUAAAAGGAUGAGACAGGAUUUUGCCAAAUGGGUGAAAUUAUCCAACGAAGCCAUAAAAGAUGGGAAACAAUACAAAAAUCUUGGUGAAUCCUGGAGAUCUGCCUAUGGUCCUGGAUUUGUUAAGAAAAUUGAAAAGCUAUUCCAUAAAAUCGAAGAGCUGUAUCGUUUAUUCCACGCUUAUGUUCGAAAUACAUUAAUUAAGAAAUAUGGUGCCAAAUAUUUCAAAGAUAAUUUGAUUCCAGCGCAUAUUUUAGGUAAUAUGUGGGCUCAAGAUUGGGCAAACAUAAAUGAGCUACUCUUGCCGUAUAAAGAACGACUGGAUGUGACCGGCGAAAUGGUUAAACAGGGUUAUAAUAUUAGCAAGAUGUUUCAUCAGGCUGAACAUUUCUUCACUUCGAUUGGCCUGAAAAAUAUGACCGAAAAAUUCUGGAAUCAAUCAGUGUUUGAGAAAAUUUCUAAAAGAGACAUGGUGUGUCACGCGUCUGCCUGGGAUCUCAUGGCAACGAAUGACUUCAGGAUCAAAAUGUGCACUGAAAUCACAAUGGAAGAUUUUGUCACAAUCCACCAUGAAAUGGGUCACAUACAAUAUUAUCAACAAUACGAAAAGCAACCUGUUUAUUUCCGAAAUGGCGCAAACCCUGGAUUUCAUGAAGCCGUUGGUGACACUCUUGCUUUGUCAGUUUCAACCCCACAACAUCUUGAAAAAUUGAGUUUAGUAAAAAAUUACACUAACUCAUAUGAAGCUGAAAUUAAUUAUCUAAUGCUAAUGGCUUUGGACAAACUUGUAUUCGUUCCUUUUGCGUACGUCAUGGACAAAUUCCGUUGGAAUGUGUUUAGUGGUGAAAUUUCGGAAGAUGAAUAUACAGCCAAAUGGUGGGAAUACAAAUGCAAGUAUCAGGGUAUUCGAGCCCCCGUAAAAAGAACAGAAGAUGAUUUCGACCCAGGAGCUAAAAUGCACAUUGCUGGUGCAGUACCUUACAUUCGUUAUUUCGUCAGCUAUAUCAUCCAGUUUCAAUUCCAUAAAGCCCUCUGCGAUAAAAUUGGCUUUAAGGGACCCUUGCACAAAUGUGACAUUUAUGAAAAGGAAGAAGCUGGAAAGGCAUUUGCAGACAUGCUACAGUUGGGAUCUUCUGUUUCCUGGGAAGAUGCUUUGGAGAAAAUAACUGGCAAGAAAAAAAUGGAUGCUUCGGCGAUGCUUGAUUAUUUUGAGCCGCUUAAAAAGUGGCUGAAAAACCAUACGGACGAGUCGACAAUCGGCUGGUCAUGUAAAAACGUGAUCAAAACUUCGUCAUCAUCUACGUCUAAAAAAGAGCCUUUUAAAACAUUUAUUUUAUUAAGUGUUUUUUAUGUAUCAAUUUGGAUCAAUUUUUAA
Acanthosepion pharaonis is the source of this 1518-nucleotide messenger RNA. NCBI's taxonomy places the organism in Eukaryota, Metazoa, Mollusca, Cephalopoda, Sepiida, Sepiidae. The record is from the annotation of a GenBank genome assembly.